UAAGUUCAUAGUACUCGAAUGGGGUGUUUUGGGGGCGUUGCUAAAUAUAAUACUAUAGUGAUUUUGUAAAUAUUAUUAUUCUUACAUUAUGCAUUUUUUUAUUAAAGCACAAUAAUUUUUAGUAAAAAAAUAUAAAUAAUAAAAAUGGCUCACUCCAGUUUCAGCACAGUAGAUGAAUAUGGCUUUGAAAGACAUGAAGAUUUUGAUUAUGAGAGCUAUGAAGAGUUCAUGUCUGUUUAUCUCAAGGUUUUGGCCUCCAGGGCACAAAAAUGGGCUAGUUUGCUUGGAGAAGGAAAGUCGGUCAAACGGACUAAUACUGUAAAAAGAUAUGUGCGCAAAGGAAUACCCAGCGAGCACCGUCCUUCAGUGUGGAUGGCUAUUUCUGAGGCUGAUAAAAUGAAGGAACAGAGUCCUGAUUUAUAUCAAAAGAUAUUAGACAGUCCCUUUGAAAAAGAAUUAGUUGAUAUUGUAAAAACUGAUCUACCACGUACAUUUCCUGAUAAUAUAUAUUUCACCAAGGAAGCAAACCAUCAGGCUCAUCUUUUCAAUGUGCUUAUAGCUUACGCUCACAACAACAGGGUUGUUGGUUAUUGUCAAGGACUAAAUUACAUUGCUGGUUUACUAUUACUUUCAACAAAAAGUGAAGAAACCUCCUUCUGGUUGCUAAAAGUAUUAGUAGAGAAGAUACUUCCGGACUAUUACACGAAAACAAUGGAUGGUUUGAUAGUAGACAUUGAGGUGUUAUCUGAACUAGUCAAAGCAAAAGCUCCUGAUGUUCACCAGCAUGUGAUUAACUUAGGUCUGCCAUGGGCUGUUAUUACCACUAAGUGGUUUGUAUGCCUUUUUGCAGAAGUUUUACCCAUUGAGACAGUCUUGAGAAUCUGGGACUGCCUUUUUUACGAAGGCUCCAAAAUAUUGUUCAGGGUUUGUCUGACUUUGAUUAAAAACAAUCGAGCAUCUAUUAUGGCAUGUAAAGAUUUCACCUCCUUAGCAGAAUGUUUUAAGGCUAUUGUGAAGAAUGCCAGUGCAUUGCACUGCCAUGAAUUCAUGCAGUCAAUAUUUAAAGUACCUGGAACCCUUUCCAACUCGACAAUAUUAAAACUCCGUGCGCGUUUUGCAAAGCAACGCCGUGAACAGCAACAGAAGGAACCACGGUGAACCACUUGCUCUGCCGUGACUAAAGGAACUUUUGAUCUCAUCUUGUCAAAAGAUUUACCAAAUUAUUAAUUUUAUUUGUAUAAAUGGCAUUUUUUUUUAAAUAUGCACAUUAAUAAAGUGUAUAGAGAAAACUUUAUUCAAAGUCAUUUUAACUAAAUAAUUUGUAUUAGACAGUAUUGGUAUUGUUUACUACAACAUUGUGUUAUAGUAAAUUAAUUGUAAUUAAGUAUAAGUAACUUUUAAAUUAUUGAUUUUUUCAACCUUUACAUUUUAUGAACAUGACAUACAUUUUUGUUUAUAUGACUAAUAUGCAUUGUGCUGUUAUAAAUUGUUAUGUUUCAAAUUUUGAUGAGAUGAUUUCUCUCUAUUAGAUAAAAAAUCAAGACUAUUCAGAUGAUACAACUAUUUCCAAUUACCAUUAUUUUAAAAUUUGCUCUCAAUAAUCAGCUGUUAAGUACUAGGUAUCCUAGAGUUAGUAUUUAUUUUACAUAAGCAUCCAUAUGAGUGAGAAUAUUUAUGUAAAUUAUGAACUCCUAAAUGAAAUUAAUAUAUUGAUGCAUUGUAAAUCAAUAAAUUAUGAAUUUGGUUUCAACAUAUUUAUAUUUUUAAUCCACCGCACAUCUGGAUAAACUGUAAUAUUUUAACGAUACUGGCUGGUUUGCUUAAAAGUAGUAUUUAAAAAAUAUCAAUAAGCACAAACAAAUUUAAGUCAAGAUUAAAUAAUUCCCUAUUUUUGAGCAGAAAACUUUGUAUUUCUGCAAUUUGAAAAAUGGAAUUAAAAAGAAAAUAAACCUUUUAUUUCAAGUAGAUUUAGUUAAAAUCUAAAAAAUUGAAUUUGAUAUGGCCAGUAAGAACUAAAGUUAAAUGACAAUGAUAACAAGAUACUCUUAUUCGUAAUAGUAAAAUACAUGAUAAUAGUUUUUAAAAAUCUAUCAUUGUUAAACUUAUUAAUAAAAAAUAGUAGUUUCAGAUUUCUAUUUUUAUAUUAUUUUAUAAUGGCAAUUAAGAUUCUUACUGUAGCAAAAGCUGUUUGUAAAUCAAUUU
Messenger RNA from Vanessa atalanta (red admiral), 2202 nucleotides. RefSeq names its product growth hormone-regulated TBC protein 1-A. The record is from RefSeq and is a predicted model, not a curated record. The transcript is spliced from 6 exons. Bases 145 to 1158 code for a protein of 337 amino acids. NCBI's taxonomy places the organism in Eukaryota, Metazoa, Arthropoda, Insecta, Lepidoptera, Nymphalidae.